UCUAGGGGGAGAUCUUUGCAUACAGUUGAACACAGUUCAUUUUUUCCUGCUUGUUAAUCACUUGCAACAGUGUGAUAUACUGUAAAUCCUUAUACAGUCUGUCCCUACAACAGCUUAUUCAAAUAAUAUGAUUUAUAUAUAUAUACCAUAUAAUGAUAGGGGCAGCUAUAAGUGUAGUUAAAUUAACUCAUGAACCAUUCCUCUUCUUCUCUGGUUUCUCAGAGGCUUACUGGUUGCGUGGAAAUCCCUCCAUGAGAGCAGGGCUGAAGCCUCACUCCGGGAUUACAGCUUGAGGAAGAUUUACUGACACAUGUUGCACACUUCCUCUCUGCAAACCUUCUCACUGUGCAAGAGAGAAAUAUAUAAAAAAGACUCUAUGGCUGGAUCCCUGGGCACAGGACGAUGAGGACUGAAGCUUCAGAAUGGGAAUAUUGUUCCCUGAUCCUUUGUGGGAGGAUUUUACCUGGUAGAUAUGCUGAGACUUUAGAAGCUGCAUCAAAGACGCUGUCCUGAGAACUCCCUUUUUCUGAAGAGCCCAGCAGAAUGAGGAGGAAGAUGGGUUCAUGUGGAGUGAAUGGGACUGGAUAGUUGGACUCAAAUCUACGCUUCAGGGAUGAACAUCAACCCAGGAAUGGCCCCUCUGUCUCCAGGACUGAGUGGCAGCUCUCCGCUGUCCUCCAUGUCACCCAAGAAGACCACCCUCCAGUCCCUGGGAUCUCUGUCAUCAGGGAUGUUCUCCCCCUCGCUGGCUAGGGCCUCCUGCCAUCAGGGGAAAGAGGCCUCGAGCCACUUGAACUCCCCCAGCCCAUCCAUCAUGAGCUCACCAAAACUCUGGCAGAAAGCGUCCAUAUCUAGAUUGGCAGAGGAGUUCUUCUGGAUCGGGGGCAGCAUGGUUGCACAGCCUAAAUGGAGGCUGGGUCAAAUAGUGGAGAGGUGUAUGUGCACCAUGCAGACUGGCACUCAGAUGACCAAACUGAAGGGGAAGAAGAAAGGUCUGGUCCGCUUCUUCUACCUGGACGAGCACAAGUCCUGCAUCCGAUGGCGGCCGUCCAGGAAACACGACAAGGCCAAAAUAACUAUUGAUUCAAUCCAUGAAGUCUGUGAGGGAAAAAAAUCAGAGAUCUUCCGGAGGUACGCGGACAACCGUUUCGACCCAAACUGCUGCUACAGUAUUUACUAUGGGGAGCGAGUGAAGUCCCUGGACCUGGUCUCAAACAGCGCAGAGGAGGCCCGCACCUGGAUCUCUGGGCUGAAAUACCUCAUGGCUGGGAUCAGUGACGAAGACAGUCUGGCCCGGCGGCAACGAACCCGUGAUCAGUGGCUACAGCAGACUUUCUCUGAGGCCGACAAAAACGGAGACGGCACCCUGAGCAUCGGAGAAGUUCACCAGCUGCUCCACAAACUCAAUGUGAAUUUACCCAAACAGAAAGUUAAAGAGAUGUUUCAAGAGGCAGACACAGACGACAACCAAGGCUCUCUGGGCUUUGAAGAAUUCUGUUUGUUCUACAAGAUGAUUUCCACACGCAGAGACCUCUAUCUGAUAAUGAUCUCCUACAGCAACCAGAAAGAAGUCAUGGAUCUCCACGACCUUGCACGUUUCCUGGAAAAUGAACAAAAGAUGCGCGGUCUGGCCAGAGAGUAUCUAGUUGACAUAGUGGCAAAGUUUGAGCCAUGUCCUGAGAACCUGCAGCGGACGGUACUGGGUAUCGAUGGUUUCACCAACUACAUGCGGAGUCCCUUAGGGGACAUCUUCAACCCCGAGCACAAUCAGGUGAACCAGGACAUGACACAGCCUCUGUGUAACUACUUCAUUUCCACAUCACACAACACCUACCUGACAGGUGACCAGCUACUGUCUCAGUCCAGGGUGGAAAUGUAUGCCUACGUUCUCCAGGCAGGCUGUCGCUGUGUGGAGGUGGACUGCUGGGAUGGACCCGAUGGAGAGCCCAUUAUCCACCAUGGUUACACCUUGACAUCAAAAAUCCUCUUCAAAGAGGUUAUCGAAACGAUUGACAAAUAUGCCUUCACAAAAUCACAGUACCCAGUGAUCUUGUCCAUAGAGAACCACUGCACUGUGCCUCAGCAGAAAAAGAUGGCUGAGUACCUGAGAGAAGUGCUUCAGGACAAACUGGACCUGUCCACAGUCAACGUGCAUGACUGCAAGAAGCUGCCCUCCCCUGAGAUACUGAAAGGAAAAGUUCUCGUCAAGGGGAAAAAGCUGGCGGCAAACCUCGACCCCGAUGCGGAAGAAGGUGAUGUGUCUGAUGAAGACACUGGUGAUGAUGAUGAAGAGGAUGAAGAUGAGGAUGACCCACAGGAUGACAAUAGUGUUACUUCUAAAGAUCAACAUAAGAAGAAGAGACGAUUUGGCAGAUCGAUUAUGAGGAGCUUCAAACGAAAGAGGAAAAAGGGAAUUCGAGUGAAAAACAAGUCAAUGUCUGAGGGAGAAUCAGACAGCAGCAGGGAAAGGACCCAAAUAGUUUACCACCCAAAGAAGAGGAAAACAAUGAGGCUGUCUCGAGCUCUGUCCGACCUGGUCAAAUACACGAAAUCUGUUCGUGUCCACGACAUAGAAACACAAGCGUUUUUGAACAGUUGGCAGGUAUCGUCCCUCAAUGAGACUGUGAUGAACCAGAUCUUACAGCUGAAGCCAGGUGAGCUGGUGCGUUUCAACCAGCGCCAGCUCCUCAGAGUCUACCCAUCCAACUACAGAGUGGACUCCAGCAACUUCAACCCUCAACCAUACUGGAAUACAGGAUGCCAUAUGGUUGCGAUGAACUAUCAAACAGAGGGACGCAUGCUCGAACUGAACCGAGCCAAGUUCUCAACCAAUGGAAACUGUGGUUAUAUUCUGAAGCCUAAGUGCAUGCACAAAGCUGCCUUCAACCCCAUGUUGGAGGAUCCUCUGCCGGGACGCAGAAAGACACAGCUAGUGCUCAAGAUCAUCAGUGGACAGCAACUUCCCAAACCUAAAGACUCUAUGUUUGGGGACAGAGGAGAGAUUAUUGAUCCCUUUGUAGAGGUUGAGAUCAUCGGUCUAAAUAAUGAUUGUUCCAAGCAGCAGACCAGGGUCGUGGAUGAUAACGGUUUCAACCCGAUGUGGGAGGAGACCCUCGUCUUCAAUAUUCAGAUGCCACAGAUCGCACUGGUGCGUUUCCAGGUGUGGGAUCAUGAUCCCAUUGGGCAAAAUUUCAUUGGACAGAGGACUGUGGCUUUCACCAGUAUGAUGCCAGGUUAUCGGCAUGUGUACCUUGAGGGGAUGUCAGAGGCAUCCAUUUUUGUUCAUGUUGCAAUCUAUGAUAUAUCAGGAAAGAACAAACCCUCUCAUGCAGUGCAAGCUGCCAGAAAACACAUCAAGAAAGCAGCUCAGAAGCACAUGAAGGGUCCUCCACGGCAGACGUCUCUGGACUUCUCCGUCCAGUCCUCGGAAGAUGGACGUGCUCUCUAUUUCCGCAAGGAUCUGGAUACAAUCUCUCAGGACAGCAGGAACGGGGAUCUAUCCUUUCUGUCUCAAGGGCCAGCCGCCAAGGGUGCCAUCCACAAAGGGGCCAUGAGCGAGCCAGUGAGGCGAGCUCACAGAGUUAAAAUUCAUGAACCAGCCGAGACAAGGAGAGGAAUCUUCAGCCGGAUGUCCUCCAUUGACUCCCACCACAUGGGGGCUGCUCCCUGUGUGAUAGCCGAGAGCUUUGACCUUGAGACCUCUUCCCAGGCUUCGUGUCCAGACGGUCCUGCUCCCAACAGCCAAAAUCCAAUUCAAGAAGAAGCAGAGAAUGAACUUCAUGAACCACCAGAGUCAAGCUGUGCAGAGCAGGAGACUGUUCACACAUUAGAACAAGAGGAGCCUAGACAAUCGGACAAAUUACCAUUAAAACCAGAAACUGGUAUAGAACCUGAAAAACCACCAGAAACUCAGAGUUUGACUGAUUCACUCCCUCAUCAUCGGCCUGUGCCACAGCCUCUUUCCCAGCCUGAAGCCAAAUCUACUCCUGUUAUCCCUCCAUCUUCUCCUGCCAGGGUAAGACGGACCCUGGAGGCUCCAGCCACCCCCCGGCCAUUUAACCUGACACGGACAAAGGCCCGCUCACGUAGUUGCCCUCGAAAACCAACUACCUCCCCUCACAUGGUGAACCAGCAACCUGCUCUCCAAUGGCAGACCCAUCAAGCACCAAAAUAUGGCAGCUACAGUAACCGUGUGAAACAGGUACCCAAUGGUCUCUGCCUGUCGGACAGCACAUCAGGUGGCAGCAGCGGUGGCAGCACAGACAGCCUGGAGUUUGUGCCCUCCUGUGUGCCAGCUGACACAGGGCAGCGUGAAGGGACUCUGCAGAGGGAGAUGAGGAACCUGUUUGACCAAAAGAUUCGAGAAAUCCACUGUAAAUCGCCACUUUUUCCCGACGAUGAUACAGCAGAUUCGAUUUGAGACUUCAAGACAAUAUUUUCCUUCAGAUGAGGAAGAUGAGCAACAUCGAAAACACAAAGGAGUGCAAUAGGACAAACAAAAGCCUCACUUCUACUGCAGCAACUUUCCCCAGUAACAGGAAACAUUUUCAGGAAUUUCCUUAAAGUUCUUUAAGGAAAUAUUUU
Molecule: messenger RNA, 4584 nt
Organism: Platichthys flesus (European flounder)
Lineage: Eukaryota; Metazoa; Chordata; Actinopteri; Pleuronectiformes; Pleuronectidae
Gene: plch2b
Product: phospholipase C, eta 2b
Exons: 21
Coding region: 575-4420 (1281 amino acids)
Biological process (GO): lipid metabolic process; phosphatidylinositol-mediated signaling
Molecular function (GO): phosphatidylinositol-4,5-bisphosphate phospholipase C activity; calcium ion binding
Source: RefSeq, a predicted model, not a curated record